Huiozyma naganishii CBS 8797 is the source of this 6441-nucleotide messenger RNA. It is a transcript of the gene BEM2, whose product is annotated as GTPase-activating protein BEM2. The coding region runs from base 1 to 6441 and encodes 2146 amino acids. The transcript has a single exon. Gene Ontology annotation, molecular function: guanyl-nucleotide exchange factor activity. Lineage: Eukaryota; Fungi; Ascomycota; Saccharomycetes; Saccharomycetales; Saccharomycetaceae. Gene Ontology annotation, biological process: small GTPase-mediated signal transduction; regulation of GTPase activity. Gene Ontology annotation, cellular component: cytoplasm. The record is from RefSeq and is a predicted model, not a curated record.
AUGAGAAACUUCCUCUGGUCUUCCAAGAGCGGGAAAUCUUCGAGUAAUAAAAAUGGCAAGGACUCCAGUUCGCAUUCUUCUUCGGCAAGAAGAUUACAACUCACAAAUUCUUCAUCAUCUAGCACAAAGGGUAACAACCCAGAACCUGCAUUAUCAUUGUCUGCGUCGCAUUCAUCGGGACUCUCGAGCUAUCUACAAGCUCGCAGUAGCACACAUGGAUCGCGGAACGCCAGUUCCACAGGGCAUUUACCCGCUGAUCCUCCCGGUACCUCGAGAUCCGGUAACGAUUCCUCGAAGGAAAGGUAUAUGAGGAACAAUAUAAGUCAACCACUCGUUUAUUCGACAAAUUCCCACAACAGAUCUGCAACAAGCAUUGUCUCGCUCAAGGAGGACGCUGGUUCCGUUUUAUCUGACGAUGCUAAUAGCGCCGAUGUCGCUUUACACAAAAAAGUUUCUUCGCCAAUUGAUGAAAUGCGCACGAUAAUGACUGCAUCUAACAGAUCAAGCAGCACCAUUGCAUCCGAACAUUCAAAAGAACACGGCAAUCCGAUACCUCUCGUUCCAUCGACCCAGUUGAAAUCCACACUAAAGUCAAAUAUACAUGAGGAGGUGCCAGUAGGAAUCGAAAGGCCUAAGAUGUCGAUAAAGUUGAAUGGAGAAAAUUAUGAUGACACAGUGUUUAAAACUGGUUGGAUUAAUAAAUCUCACGGUCAGAUCAUGGUGCCCAACCCUUCGACCAAGAAUACCAAUACGAAUGGGACCCACCACCAAUCUAGAACGGAGUGGAAAGCUAAAAGAGAAAGCAGAAUGUUUUCGCCGCAAGAAAUGAUGAAUGCGACAAGUUCGAGCUCGAAACUAGAGAUCGACAACGAAACAGUAAUCACAACAACGAUAGACCCAAUCCAUACAGCCAGUACUGGUGGAGACUCUCAAAUCAUGGUUCCAGAUUAUAGAAUAUAUAGGGCCCAGCUAAAGGGUUCUCUUCUCCGUUUGUACAAGAGCGGAAUGACCAAUAGUAUCAAAUCGUUUGACCCAUCAAUGCCAUUGGAAUCGGACACGAACGUCUCUUCUAAUCUUUCUGUCGGUAGCAUGACGCCAGCUUCUCAAAAUGAUCAAGCUUUUAAUAAACGAGCUACAAUUGCUGGCGGAAUCUCAAGACCCACUGCAAACGCAGGACAAAAGCUACCGGUAAACGAUCAAACUGCUAAUAAUCUUCACUUGCGGUAUUUGAGCUGUAAAUUCCCGCAUCCCGAUUUGGAGCUGGACAGAGACUUAGAAAAGCUUACUGGUGGCACAGUGGAAAGUAUUUGUCACACUAUUUUGUUUUAUGACAAUGAGGAUUUUGGGAGAAGUAUUGAACAUCACCAUCACAACCGUAAACCACCUAUCAGUAUUAUGAAUCUUUUGCUGAUGUUACCCCUGAUUAACAAUUUUAUCAAGUUUCUAAACACAUUCAAUCAGAUGGGUUUGACUUUCACUAAACACGACGCAAAGCUAACCUCCCAAUCUACUCAAUAUUGCAAAGUUAGCUCUGAAAUGGAUGAUCUGAUCACAGAACGAUUAGCGUUAGUGAUCAAGACAAUACUCGAUAUGUUUCCCGGUUUUCUUCUUGAUGAUCAAAUGUUCCAAGCAACAAUCAGAUUACUCGACACAAUUUCUCUUCAUAAUGAUGAGAUUUGCAACAGUUUGAAAGUUGCCGUCGCUAAAAAACACAAUGCAUUAAUGUCGCUGACUUACUUCACCCGCCGCAAUUCAGCUGACAAGAACGGUACUAAACAGCCUGUUAACUCCAAGAUGAUUAAUGAGAUUUUAGAUAUCUCACACUUUUUGACUAUGGAUGUGAAAAAUUUUGCCAACGAUAUUCAUCAAAUAAACUUGAAGUUUGAUAAAAUAUGGGCACCGAGAUUGGAUUAUGGGCUGUUAUACUCCUCCAAUUACAUAAAUUCUGAGAUUACUGCACUAAAUCCACUGGUAUUUGAUAACACAAAGAACGUUCAUUUUCUGGGAAGGCUAUUGAUAUCCCACUUAUUCCCCACUGAUCCUUCAGUGUCUCGCACGGACCCAAAACUAAGAGCUAAAAUUUUAACGAAGUGGGUUCAUAUUGGCUGCAGACUGGAACACUUGGGUGAUAUGGUAUCAUGGUUGACAAUUGCAACAAUAAUAUGUUCUAUUCCGAUACUAAGAUUACAGCAAUCAUGGCAAUUUGUUCCAGAAUCUGUACUGAAAAUUAUUCUCAAAGACUGGGUGCCUACAAUUAUACAGCUCGAUAGAAGACAGAUGUCGUCCAAAUCCACAAACAGCGUUUUCAUUCUAGCGCCACCAAAUUUAGAUGAUCCAUUUAUAAGAGCGAACGUUAUUUCGUAUUUCGGGGACUUAAUCAUCAAUGUGAACAAUUUGCCGACGAAAUCCAAUUUACGAUACUUGGAGAAGAAAAUAAGCCGCACGAAAAAUGCAUUCCACAAAUGGGAACAAAGACUAGAGUCAGUUGAUUCUACUAAUAAUUUUACACAACCUCCACCUGAAAUGGAGAACUCCUACAAAACGGAUCCUUCUUCAAGUGUCCUCUGGAAUUUCUGGAAGCACCACGUUGCCCAAUCUCCACUCAAUAUAAAAGGUAUAAUGGAAUUGAGUUUGAAAUUCGAACCGCCGGUUAUAGAUCAGCUGUCAUAUAGCAAAAUUGGCGCAGAGCGGAGUCCAUUAUUGACUGGUAGUUAUCUGCCUGUUCUAUUCAACGAGUUGUUACCCAAUUAUGUUCUAUUCCCUAAAAUUUCGUUAAUAGGUGCAGCUGGUACGAUAGUGAAUGGUACCAUUGUUUAUCCACCACCAAGGUCGUCCGCUAGACUUUCUACGGCAAACCCAAUUAAUCAGUCUAUGUCUCGAGAACCAAGCAUGGACAGUUCGAAAAGUGCUGGAACAGUUACCGGAAUUGAGAAUAUUGAUGUCCCGACCGUCCAGGAAUUGUCCACAAAACAAUCCACGAAACAGAUGCUCAUGAAGUCUAUUCGAGAUGUUUUCAAUAUCGAUACAGACCUUUUCAACAUAGCUGAUGACUUGGUAUUCAAGUCUACGAAUUCGGUAUCAGAGACCUCAAGACCAGUCAGUGUUGUCGUAGAAUCACCAAAACGUUUUUCUCAGCAAUCAGCUAGUAAUACGAAAACACGAAGCUCGCAAGAUGUGAGUGGGCAUUUGAGCAGAACUUUGCAAGAUAUGGACUUCUUCAAGAGUAUUGGCGAUAUUUCAGAUCCAACGUUGCAAAAAACAGUUAUAAAUGUUGUUUUGAAAAGUGCUUCUCUUAACAAGAUAUUUGAUUUGCUGGUUCUAACGGUCAAUGUGUUUUCAAAACUUAUCCAGACUUCGGACUUUGAAAAUUACUGCUCUCACGAGAAGAAAAGAGUAAGUUCGGUAAACAGUAACUCCUCGGAUUCAGUGAGACUAAUCGAUUUCGCGUUUAUUAAAUUGGCAAUGGAUAGUGAUGUAUUCACGGAAACCUUUUUCAAUACAUACAAAAGCUUUACCACUACAUCGAACGUGCUUGAAAACUUGGCCAAACGUUUUAUUGGGGCGAAAAGCUGUGCGUAUGUUUUGUUAAAAUUGUUGGGGACGAGUGAAAGUGCAGCAAGCGCUGAAAGCAUCGAAUUUCCUGUUUGGGAUGCAACGGUACCGAAGGAUACUGCUUUGAAUACUGCCUUCAUAAUCAAGAUACAAGUCGGCGCCGCAGAGGCUCUUCUUCAUAUGAUUAUAAACCAUUACAAUGAUCUGACAGACAAUCUGGAGAAUCAUUCCACGAUGUUGGAUAUUUUCAAAAUUAUGGACCAAGAAAUUUCAGUUGAGUGGCCCAAGAAAAUUUCAUCUAUGAAGGGGCAUUCUGACGGGUUUAAUGAGGAGAUAGCCGACACCGAGAUAUUCCACGAGAAAUUGCGUGAAGUAUUCAACAGCGCGAAAUCAAAUUAUCAGAAGAGACUUUACAGGCCUGUUGGGAUCAGUAAAAUGAGAAGGCGCAUAACCGAGCAGCUAGAAUUGUUCAAGCCUGUCUCAUUUGAGCAGCUAGUUGAUUUAUGCUGUAAACCUGGUAGUAAUGGCAAUUUAUGUGCUGAAUUUGGUAACUUGAGAUUUGAAGGAUACAAGGAGAUUAUGGAUUGGGUUUCUCAUUUGGAUGAUAUUAUUACCGGCACUUUCAAAAUGGUGAGCAAACAUGAAUGGGUUGAAGUGUAUCAAAUACUGGAACUGACAUCAAAAAAAUCAUUGACCUCGUUUUUUGCCUACCCUCAGUUCACUAGAAGCGUUGAGGCCAUUGGUUUCGGUUCUCCUCACUUGAAUGAACUUGAAAUAUCCAGUAUAUUCAGCUGGAUUUCUACUUUGGUUGACCCACUGGACACGAGGGGGCAUGAAACUGUUUUCGCUAAACUACCGCAAUCCGUGCAACUUUUGGUUAAGUUACAUUCCUCGCUGGUUUCAUUUUUUAUCAUUCAGGUGAUUAAUCCCUCGAAAGCGCUGCACGAUCGAAUUGAAACAUGUUGCGUGAUGCUGCAGCUAUUAAACUAUGUGCGCUGGAAAAAUGACUCCUUAAAUCUUUUCGAUUUUGACCUUACUAGUAAUCUAUCCCCACAUAUACCUUCCUUCAUUGAGACAGCUAUAUGUGACAGCAUCCUAUCUCCAGAAAGUAGGGCUUUUGAACAUUGCUGGGUUGCAGCGGCUGAGAAACUACAUGGUAAAGAGAACAAAGAGAUUAAAUCAAUUAAGGAUAUUAUAGACCACUUAGAUCCAAGUUUUAUCAAGCACUUUAUGGAUAUUGACAGUGGUUAUCUGACAAGUAAACCCAGUUUUUGUCCCUGUCCUGGUUGGUUCAUUUCAAGGCUGCUGGAUAUUUCCCAAUUUGUCCCCAAUAUGAGCACAUCUAAUUCAAAGCUAAUAAAUUUUGAUAAAAGGAGGUUCGUCAACAAUAUCAUCUGCAAUGUUGCGGACAUUGGCUCUCAGUUGAGUGGAACUGGUCAGGAUUACAGGCGAAACAAGAUUGCAUCAGAUUGGGUAGCACUACUGUUUAAUGAUUUUAAAGAUCUAGACAACUCCCUGAGAAAGCGUACUUUUGUUCUUGCUUCCGCGGAGGCUAAGAUGAUGAAAUUCCAGGAAAUUGGUUUAUUCACUGACAUUCUCUCUAACGAAGUAGGCAAGCUUAGAAGAGACCAGAAGAAACUGGAACUUUUGAACGCUCAAGAGACGUAUUCGAAGCCUGUUGGUGAAACUCAGUCAAACUUGAACAGAAAGGAAAAAGAUUUCGUUUUACCUCCCCAUAAUCGCACUUCUCCGACAAAUGUCGCAAAAAGUAUUUCUACUCAGCAGAUUUCGUCUCCCGUUUUGAGAAAUAAACGGAGCUCUGUUAUGUCUACCAUGAACAGAAACUCGAGUGCGAAUACUUCUAACAGUUCUGGUGUUAGCAAAAAAAUUGGUGGGUUUUUUAGAAGGCCUUUUUCUAUUGCAGGUUUCAAUACAUCCAGCUCCAAUUACUCAUUGAAUAGUUCCCUUUCUCAGGAAAAUGCUAGUAGAAAAGCGAUAGAUCCAACGCUAUUACCGGAAUUGAACAACAACGAGCUUAAUGACUCAAAACCUGUCUAUUCCAUCAAGACAUUUGAAAUUAAGAACAUUAUGGAAGUCAUUAACCACAGAAGAAAUAGCUUUCUCUUGUAUGCCUUCAAGAUUAUUAUGCAGGAUGGUUCUGAACACAUGAUACAGGCAACAAACUUGGCUGAUCAAAAUGAAUGGAUUAGAACGAUUAGGUGGUCGAAAAGGUAUGCGUUCCAUUCCCAAAAGUUUGGGGGGAAGACCCACAACAAAAUUUUUGGUGUUCCGUUAGAAAGUGUUUGUGAACGUGAAGGAACAACGGUCCCAACGAUUAUUGUUAAACUGCUAGAAGAGAUUGAGUUGCGUGGGCUAGACGAAGUCGGUCUUUACAGAAUUCCUGGCUCCGUCGGUAGUAUCAACGCUCUGAAAAACGCGUUUGAUGAGGAAGGUGCGGUAAAUAUAAGUUUCACGUUGGAAGACGACAGGUGGUUUGAAAUCAAUGCAAUUGCUGGUUGUUUCAAAAUGUAUCUGAGAGAGCUGCCUGAUUCCUUGUUCUCUAAUGAGCUACUUGGGGAUUUCGCACAUCUAGUCCAGCAAUACAAAGCCAGGCAAAUUUCAUACAGUGAAUAUAGGAGGAGGAACGUUGACAUGCUGCACAUCCUACCUGUAUGCUAUUUUGAGACCAUGAAGCGGAUUGUAUAUCAUCUGAACAAGGUUCAUCAACAUGUUGAUAACAAUAGAAUGGAUGCUUCUAAUUUAGCAAUUGUUUUCUCCAUGAGUUUCAUAGAUCAAGAGGAUUUAGCAAACAGUAUGGGUCCAACAUUGGGUGCUGUGCAAUCUAUUUUACAAGAUUACAUUAAAAAUCCCGGGGAAUUUUUUACCUGA